AUGGAUGAAGCAACCCAAAGACAAGAUCCAAUUGAAGAAACAGAUGCAGAAAAGAAGGUUCAAGUGGUACCAUCGUUAUGGGGUAGAUUAGUUUCCAAUCAUCCAGAGUCAAGACAUAUAGAUUUGAUUGAACAUUCCAUUUUCUUUGGUAGGAAUCCAAAAAGAUGUCAAGUUGUUUUACAUGAUCCAACAGUUAGUGGUAUACAUUGUAGAAUAUUUAGAGAAGAAAUUCCAUGUCAAAAAUAUAAUAACAAUAAUAAUAAUGAUGGUGAUAAUAAUAAUAAUAAUAAUAAUAAUAAUAAUAAUAAUAAUAAUAAUAAUAAUAAUAAUAAUAAUAAUAAUAAUAAUAAUAAUAAUAAUAAUAAUAAUAACAAUAAUACAACAAAGAAUUAUAUUACAAAAAUUACAGAUACAAGCUCAAAUGGUACAUUUGUAAAAGGAUGUAUAUUAGGGAAAGAUAAAACUACAAUAAUUCAAAAUGGAGAUAUGGUAUCAUUUACAUCAGCAAAGUUAAUAAGUUCAUUAUCAUUCACAUUUUUAGAUUUAACCAAUCCAUACAUUGAUGAACCAUUUGAAGAGGAGAUGAAUAAGAAAUACUCCAUUCAGGGUAUAUUGGGUACUGGUAAUUUUAGUGUGGUGAAACGUUGUAUUAGACGUGAUACUGGUGAAGUGUUUGCUGUGAAAAUCAUUGACAAGAAAAAAUUUUGGAGUCAAACAAAGACUCGAAGACAAAUGGAAAGUGAGGUUGAAAUUUUACAGAAGAUCAAACAUCCAAAUAUCAUCUCAAUUAUCGAUAUCGUUCAAUCGGAUCGAUACUUCUACAUUGUAUUGGAAUUGGCAACCGGUGGUGAACUCUUUGAAAAAAUUAAACAAAAGGGUAGAUUCUCUGAACCUGAGGCAAAGGAUACCUUUAAACAAAUCCUAGAGGCCGUAUCAUACCUUCACGAUCUAAAUAUUUCACAUAGAGAUCUUAAACCUGAAAAUAUAUUAAUCUCAGCUGUAAGUCAUGGCAAAUCAUCAGUUAUCAAAGUCACCGAUUUCGGUUUGGCCAAGAUUAUUGGUGAAAAGGAGAUGGCAACAACAUUAUGCGGUACUCCACUCUAUGUUGCACCUGAAAUCAUUAGAAAUUGUCUUCAUGGAGAUGGUGGAGCUCAAGUUAAUACAGGUUAUGGCAAAGAAGUGGAUGUUUGGUCAUUGGGUUGUAUUUUAUAUAUUUUAUUAUCAGGUAGACCACCAUUUGAUUUUGACCAUACUAAUAAUUUCAAUUUGAAACUAAUCAAUCAAGGUCUCUAUAAUUUCAGUUUACCAGUUUGGGAUGUCGUCACUGAGAAUGCAAAAGAUUUAAUUAAGAAAUUAUUAAACGUUGAUCCAACCAAAAGAAUAAGUACUAAAGGUGCUCUAUCACAUGAUUGGUUCAAUGAUGACGACUUAUUAAGAUGCAGCACUGUCAUCGCUAAUCAAUCUCCAAUCUCAAAAUCACCACAACGUUCUCAUGGUGUAGUUCAAUUACCAGUGGUAGAUGUUAAAUCUAAAAAUAUUCCAAUGACUUUAAAUUCAACAACAACUAAUACUACAUCACCAAAUAAUAAUAAUAAUAAUAAUAAUAAUAAUAAUAAUAAAAAUAAUAAUAAAAAUAUUAUUAAAAGUUUAAAUAGUAACAGUAAUAAUUAUAAUAAUAAUAGUGUAUUAAAGAAAACAAGUCAAAGUCCAAAGACUAAAUCUAAUAGACCAAAAUUACAGUUUGAACAACCUUCACCAAAUCAACAUAAUAAUAAUAAUAAUAAUAAUAAUAAUAAUAAUAAUAAUAAUAAUAAUAAUAAUAAUAAUAAUAAUAGCAGUGGUGGUAAACCAGCUAUAAUUAAUAAUAAUGGUAAUUUAUAUUCUAAAUUUAUGGCAACCAAUAAUGAUCCCUUUGAUUGUACACCAACUUCUACACCUGUAAAACCAAUCACAAACUCAACUACAACAUCAACAGCAACAUCAAUGCCUACAUCAAAUUCAGUUACAAUGGGAACUUCUUCAACCUCAAUACCUGUAUCAAAUUCUAUAACAAUGAAAUCUCCAUCAAUUUUAGCAUUGAGUGAUGAUGGUGAUAAAAAGAGAAAAGAAAAAGAAAGCUCAAGUAGUGAAAAUGUGAAUGAUGUAAUUGUAAUUAACAGUAACAAUCAUAAUAAUAAUAAUAAUAAUAACCACAAUAUUAAUAAUGGAAUUUCUAGUAAACCUCCACCCAAAAGAUUAAAGGGUUCUUGA
Dictyostelium discoideum AX4 is the source of this 2250-nucleotide messenger RNA. RefSeq lists its product as hypothetical. Bases 1 to 2250 code for a protein of 749 amino acids. The transcript has a single exon. The record is from RefSeq and is a predicted model, not a curated record. Gene Ontology annotation, molecular function: ATP binding; protein serine/threonine kinase activity; protein serine kinase activity. NCBI's taxonomy places the organism in Eukaryota, Evosea, Eumycetozoa, Dictyosteliales, Dictyosteliaceae.